Messenger RNA from Lymnaea stagnalis (great pond snail), 19496 nucleotides. The record is from the annotation of a GenBank genome assembly. Lineage: Eukaryota; Metazoa; Mollusca; Gastropoda; Lymnaeidae.
AAAACAUUUAGACUUCUUAACAGGAAAGUUCCAAUCCUGAAAAUAGAGAAUUUUCUGUGCAGCUCUGUGAUGUGGCAGUGAGUUAGUCUGGAAGAUAUGGACGCGUGAAUUGAUUCUUCUUCUUAAUAAUAUUCACAUUGCAGUCUAGAUGCAGUAAGACGAUUUAUUAACAGUAACAGUAUCAAUAGGAACACAUGUUACACUUCUUUAUUUUUAAAAAACAGUUUUUAGACUUGUAGGCUGUAAGUUAUUCAUUAUAACUUAUAACUUAGUAGGCCCUACUUAGUGUUUCUUAGUUUAGAUUUUUAGAGUUAGAGGGUAGCGGGUAGUGGCCUGCCUAACUUUACUCUGAAACUCUUAACGAAUGUGACUCUUAUAAGGAAGGCUUAGUCUGACUGAGUUUAAGUUUACCAAUCAUAGAUGCCAUAAUUUUUUUAAUAAUAAUUUAAUAAUAAUAAUGCCAUAAUUUAUAAUAUUCAAAGAAUAUAUUACUUUGUAACUUACCUACCUCCUUGGUCCUUAGAAUUAGAUUAGGCUCAGACUAUUGAAUAGGCUAUUAGUUUCUUAUCAAAAGUUAUUAAAGCCUAAUUUUAUUUGUUUAGUUAGACUGACUCUGAUUGUUAUUAUUGGUAAAUUUGGAGAGAUAGCACCGCGACCCACGAACUUAUAUCACUAAAUGUAUCCCUAGUCUAAACCUUACCUGAACACUAAAUCUAUCCCUAAACCUAACGUGAACCCAAAACUUAUCCCUAACCUAGGUUUUGACCCUAUCAGAACCAGGGUUUUGACCCUAUGGGAACAAGGGUUUUGACCCUAUCGGAACCAGGGACACAACAAGCAAAUGACUUCAGGGUGCUAUCUCUCCAAAUUAGCCUUAUUAUAUUUGCCGCAUCUCACAUUCACUUAGUAAUGUUGCAGUUGCCAUUAAAUGUAUUAAUUAAAUUUACUAAUCCUAUUAUUUCUAUGUAGGGACUUUGGGCAUUUCCCUGAAACACCCAAAAAACAUGUACCGUUUUUUCAUUGUCAAAAUUGCAACCUACACUUUUUAAUUUAUUGAGGGUAUUGUUGUUUUGCCUUUUAUAGUUGAUUUUUAGCAUUAGUUUAUGUAUAUUGUAUGUAUGUAUAAUAUAUAUAUAUAUAUAUAUAUAUAUAUAUAUAUAUAUUUACACACACACACAUAUAUAUACCCACACAUGACAUAUAACCUUAACCUAAUAUAGUAUAGGUGUCGAAAUGUAACUAUUGAUGUCCUGUGGUCAUCCACUCUUCUAAUCCAGACGCUCAACCAUGGGACAUCCUAGUACCACACAUACCAGUGUAACCGAUAACAAACACUGGAUAUAUCGAUAUGAGUUCAAUGUAUAAUUUUAAUAUGCCUUGUAAGCCUGACAAGUCACUAUCUAUCUAACUGAAUCUUCACACAUAGAAAGCUAAGCCUUGAACAUCACACAACAAGCUAUGUCUUCAACAGCACACAACGGCCAUCUCUAUGUAUGCUCUAUCAACAACCACAACUGAAACUAACGCGUCAUUUCCCAUUACACAAUUACGUCACAACACUCUCACUCAAACAAUACAGCGUCACAUAAAAUCUCUAACUAAACAUAUUUUCCCUAUCAAACAUGACAACAAUGUUCUACACAUAACAACAGUGAUUCUCAUACAGGCUCUAUACAGCUGUAGUAUUUUUAUAUUUUUAAAAAUGUUUUCAAAUUUUCAUCAAAUAGGUGUCUAUGUGUAGGUAUUUCAGUAAAAAUAAAUUCCAAAAUAAAAUUAAAAAAUUACAAUUAGGCCUAUAUAGAGCAAAUUUCAAUUUAAAAAAAAAUUAAACCAGAAUCAACUUUAUAGCUUUAGUCUAGUACUUUUUGAGCAAUGAAUUUUUAAUUAAAAUGUGAUUUCGUUAGCUAUUUUUCACUAUGGACUGCACCUUCACUUUUUAUGUCCCUUUUCCACUGAUCGCAAUAAGUCGUGCGCAAUAAGUCUUGUUUAAAUGAUAAUUUUAUACAACUUUUACUUGAGGAUUAAUUAAGUAUAGAAAUACUCAUUUUAAAAUUUAUUUUAGCAAUAUUAAUAUUAUGUUCCGUUUACAAGCUCUAGCAUUCAAUAUAUAUAAAGUCUAUAUAAGGCAUGGUAAGGGAAGGUGUCCCAUAAAAAUAAUACUGGUUUGGGAAUACUUAUUUUGAACUUUCAACUUUGCACAAAAGUUAUAAUUUAAAGCUUUCUCUGACCAAUGAUUUAAUGGUGUAUGCACACAGCAUAGUAAUUCUUUUAUGAAUGGAACUAUGAGAAUAAUACUAUGGUAGUAUUGCAAGCUACUGUGAAUGGCUGCCCAUGACAUUUAGCACACAGCAAAUUAUGAUCAUUUAUAAUUGGCCUGCACAACAUACGGCCUGCGGGCCACAUCGGGCCUGCCAGCACUCACUUUGUGGCCUGCGAAGUAACAAAAUAUGUUUUUUCAUAUUAUUUUCUUAAUAGCUUUCCCCCCGUCCUUCCUUUUGGCCCGCACAAGUCAUUUCAUAUAAUCAUUUUGCCCGCACGAGUUUUUCAUCAAGUAUUACGGCCCACCUUACAAUAUGAGUUGUGCAGGCCUGAUUUAUAAUAUGGACUCUACCAGAUUUUUAAACCCCAAAUUAAAAUAUUCUUGUUUCAAUGCCUUCUAAGUUCAUUCUAAAACACUAGUUAUCAAUUAUUUUGAUACAAAUAGGGGUAAUAAUUGAAUAUUACCUAACCAUUGAGACACCUUUUGAUAAUGCAGUGCACUUGGACGAGCAUAACGAACGUCGGACACGACCUACAUCAAUGAGAAUUGGUACACAUAUACAUCAAUAUACAAUGCUUUUUAAGUUUUAACAUGAAAGACCUAGUCUUUGAAUUUCAUAAAGAAAUAUAUAUAUUAUUUAAUAUAUACCUAUUAAUUCCAAUAUUAAGGUUGAUCAAAUAAGGGAAAGUAAUAUGUUGGAAGGUAGGUCAAGAUGUCCCCUAUUGUGAACAUGUGGAAGGAUACCACAGUUUUAUGACAAAAUAGUCCUUUCAUUAAUGAAAAAGCACUGAUGUACAAAAAUUGAAAUCUCGGAUUCUCCUGCACUGACACCCAUUUCCCAUACAAUUUUUGGCUUUACUGAAGUGCCUACUGUGUGCUUAAUUUAAGUUUAAUCAGAAUCAAAUGAGAAGCAUCAUUCUUAAAAAUUUAUCAUGUCUUUGUAGUUUAUAACUAAGGCACAGUCUGAGUAGCUUUCCAAAAAGAAAUGUCACAAUUAAGUGAAUAGAAAACUGUUUGCAUUGAAUAAUCUUCUUAAUGUUGUAUUACAAUUCACAAUAAAUCAGCAUACAAGGAGAAUAGUUUUUAUGGCUCUAGUGCAAUGGGAAAAUCAAGAAAAACAUCUUUUCUUGUCUUAUUUGAUCUUUUUCUGCAUCAAUAUCACUUAAAACUGGGGAAUGGUGUGUUUAAUGAGGGUUAUUACCAAUACCUCUGACCUCUCAAUCUUCAUUCCCCACAUGGUACGCGGCUCUCUCCUGCGGCUCCAAGAAGCUGUAGCAUGCGCAACAGCCACUCCACAGAUAAUGGCUCCGACUAGCCAACAAAACGAGGUUGAUGGUAGUCAAUGGGCACAAAAUAUUUCAGUAAAAAGGGCUUGUCCCCCCUUAUCACAAAGUAACCCAGUUACAAGUCUCAUAAUUUACUUAAGAAAGUUGAGAUGUUAACCCAAUCCUCAGGUCUAAAGUCAAAGCAGAUCCUGAUUGAAGAAAUAGACCCAUAUAAUGUAAUGCCCAUUUCAUGAAAAUUGUCUUGAACUGAAUUAUUACACAAAACUUGUAUCAUAAUUAUGCAUUGCCCAUAACUAUAUGAAAUUAAUUUGGAAAUAAAUAUUUGCUAUUUUUUGCAGGUUCUGAAUGUUACAAAAGAUUUGACCAACAGGAAACAUGUUUCUUCAAUAUUUUUGCAUUUCUUUAGCAGCAGCAAUUAUGUGCUGUGUGGCAAAUGAUACUUCUGCAGAAAAGACAGGUUAGCUCUAAGCGUGGUUAUAAAAUGAAAGAUGGUCUUUGAAUCAAUCUAUACCAAUAGUUUCUAAUAGAAUGACAUUUUUAUAAGCUCUCUUACCUUACUUGUUUUUUAAACAGCACACAUAAUAGUAUUUAUAUUACUUUAAAUAUUGUUGUUUAAUUAUUAAUUUUUUUAUUAUUAUCUUUUUUUCAGAUCUGCUAAUAAUAACUGUAGCAACAGAAGAGAAUGAUGGCUUCCGUCUGUUCUUACGGUCUACCAAAGUCUAUGGACUUAAUGUGAAGGUGAGAGUAUUUGUUUUCUGGACAACUUAAUUUAUAAAUAAUAGAUUAAUAAAAAAAAUAAAAUGUUAAAUUAAACCCCAAAAAAUUAACUUUGACAUUGCUUAAUAAUAGAUGAAUGAGAUGCCAAGUAGUUAGUUUUAAGAUCGCUAAAAGAAAUGAAAUUCAACUUAUGAAUUAUUUUAAGACUGUAAAAGAAAUUAAUUUGUGAAAUUUCCAUCUUUUUUUUUAAAUUUUUUUUUUUUUUUAAAAGCUUUCAAUUAAAAUUUUUAAAAAUUUUGUUCCUUCUUUUGUUGUUUUGGUGAUAAUCCAGGUAUUUGGUCUGGGAUCAGUUUGGGAAGGUGGAUCAAUGGACUCAAUCGGAGGUGGUCACAAAAUCAACAUCCUCAAAGAAAAUUUGAAGCCAUUUAAGAAUAAUGCCAAUCUACUUCUUAUGUUUGUUGAUAGGUAAUUAUCAUAAACAUUUGAAUAUAGAUUUCCAACUCUUGUAUUAGAGAAACCUUGACAUCACUUUGAAUCCAACUAUCUCUCUAGUAAUUUACCAUUUAUAUACCUAUUAAUUGCUGAAAUGAAUAGCUUUAAUGGUAAUUAUACAAAUACAUCAAGAGAGUAAAUAAAAAAUUAUACCACUAAAAGGUUUUUCUAGAUUAGGAAAGGGCUAAAAGAUUUUCUUGUUAUAAAAUAGAACAUUGUUGUAAAUAUUUGAAAUUACAUUCACUGGAGUUCACAGUGGUUUCAAUGUCACAAAACAUAAGAACUCUUUUACUUUUAAUAUUAAAUUUCUUUUUUUAGUUAUUCAAAAGAUGUGGAUCAGAUUUGCUUUAAAAUUUACAAUUUUAACAAAUGACAGCAUUGCAUUUAAUUAAAAAUUAAACCAUUUAAAAAUCAUUUACAUAUCCUCUCUUAUUUUACAGCUAUGAUCUAGUUUUCACUGACAACAAAGAUGCCAUCAUUGAAAAGUUUUUAAAAUUUGAUGCUAGAGUUGUCUUCUCAGCUGAGGACACUUGUUGGCCUGAUAGAUCUUUGGCGGUAGGUUGCAAGUUUUAUUGUAGUGCAGGUGUCCCUUUUAUUAAAUCAAAUAAUUUAAUUUUAAAUUUGCUUUUAAAGAUUAAUUUUUUUAAAACAAAUGUAUUUCAACACCCAACUAAAUUUGAACAUUUCUAUGAAAAUAGCAUAUUGAUAUGAAAAUUUCCAACAUGCAUUAAAUUAUUCACUACAUCAAUUUUAUUUAGGAUAAAUAUCCUGUUGUAAAGGACUCAGAAAAGAGGUUUUUAAACUCAGGAGGUAAAUAUCUUUAUAUAAGAUGUCUUACAUACAUAUUGCAAUUACUAAAUUUUAGGAGUACGGUUAUAUUUAUCUGAGUGUUGCCUAGAGGUAGAAAAUACCAAUCUACCAUAUAUAACAGCAUAUAAUGCAAGAAAUUUUGGGGUAAAAAUGCUAUUUAAAAAUAGGGUUUGAAAUUAUUUGAGUGUUUAAGAAAUUUUUCAUUGGCUGUUAGCAAUAUGUACUAAUACCUGUGCAACCAAAUCAUCUUGACCAACUCACUUUCUGUGCAUAACACAAGUAAUGUAGUAGCGCCCUUUCGACGGGACAUUAGCGUUAAUGCUUAGGCCUGUCCAUAGUUUAUUUGAAAUAUAAUAAUUUCAAAUAUUUUGAAAUUUUUAUUAAAAAAUAAAUAUUUAUUUUAUUAAUUCAUAUGGUAUUAUUAUGGAGAAGAUUAAAGAUUCAUUAUAUAUGGACUUGGUAUUUUAGGUUUUUUUUAAAAAAAAAAGUUAGGAAUCACAUUAUAGGUGUUAAUAUAUGGUAAAUGAUAUGUUUAUAUUUAUCACAGCAUUGCCCAGAGAGUUUUAUUUAUCUAAACUGGUUUCAAUUAUUUAAUACAUGUAAUUGAUUGCAAAAUAAAAUGACACAUUCCACUGCUUGAAUUGCUUCUUUCCUUAAGGUUUUAUUGGCUAUGCCAAAGAAGUGUUUGAGCUCAUCAACUACCAGCCUAUAGAUAACACUGAUGAUGACCAACUGUACUACACCAAGAUUUUCCUAAACAGGGCUCUCAGGGUAGGUUUGAUAGAAUUGAUAUCUGGAGGCAUUCAUGGAAUGAUCAUCACUUUUAAGGUUGAUAAUUAUUAAAUUGAGCCUUCAAAGUAAGAAGGAAUUGUUUCAAUAUUCAGUCAUAUUCAAAUUAAAUUUAUUCUUAAAUACUUAAAACAACUAAAAAUCAUUUUGUUGAAGAGUAAAAAAUUAUAUUAUGCUAAAAAUACCCAAGAAGGAAGGUGAAAUUGAUCAAUUUAAAUGUUUUUGUUAUUUCAAAAAAAUCCUUUUCAGCAUGAAUGGAAUAUAAAACUUGACACAAAAGCAGAAAUUUUCCAAAACCUGAAUUUUGCCUUAGGUAUGUCUCUCGUUUAUUAAUUUGAGUUAUUUUGUAACAUUCAUCAAUUAAAUUUAAAAAAAGAUUUUUCAUUGGUGAAAUGUCAUAAUUUAAAGAAUAAAUAAUUAACAAAAACAAUUUAUCAUCAGUAUGAAUUAUUAGGAUAGAAAUGCCAGUGUUAUUUUUAAAUCAACACAUGGAGCAGUUUAUGAUAAGUUAAUUGAGGAAACCAAAUCACAAAUUAUAUUUUUAUCAAUUAAAAAUGUGCACAGUCCCCCCCACACCCAUGCCUUUUUUUUUACUGUUCACCCACACCCUAAUUUUAAAUUUACAACAAAGCUAAUGAAUUUUCGUUCCUCAGAUUAAAUUUCAAGACCACCAUCAUAAUAUUAACCAGUAAUUUUAAUCAAUGCUCUUGAAGCUCCGUCUCCUAAAUAAAAUAUAACUUCCCUACACUUUUUUAAAGCUAUGGGAGUCGGGGAAUGCUUUUAGAAUUUAAAAAAUUGUCAAAUUGAAGAAUAAUAAUGUGCAAUUAUAAGUAAAAAAAUUUAGUUUGUCUAUUUUUUAAUGUACUUUUUUAACACAGGAGAAAUAACACUAAAAUAUAAAGGAUCACACAGUUACCUGUACAAUGUCAAAACCGGCGCAUCCCCAGUUGUUGUGCAUGGCAAUGGUCCAAUCAAGGUAAGGUAAUGUGGGGUAGUCUGGUAGAAUUCUCAAAUUGAGAUUAGCUUUUUAUUUCAUGUAAAAGUAACUGAAGUAGAUGUCUGACCUAUUAAUUUAAUAAAACCAGAACUAAUUGGGAGUGAAUAUUUCUGUAUGUUUCAAAUUCAAAUAUACAACCUUCAUUUCUCUUUUAAAAAAAAUUUUUGUGUUUAAAUGUUAAUUUAUAUCUUCGAAUGUACAGCCCGAGUUUUACCGCCUUGCCAAUUACCUGGCAGAUGGGUGGACUGUCAGUUCAGGCUGUUUGUCAUGCAAAGAAGAUCUUUUGGACAUUAGAGCCUUAAAGGUUUGUGAAAGGUCUUUUGAAAUAAAUGAAUAGCUGUUUAUAUUAACUGUCUGUGCAGAGUUAGAAGUAAUUAUUUCUCAGGCUCAUGUAUUGAUUUCGGGAAAGACUGAUGAAAAAAUAAACAAGCCAGUAUUUUGAGUUAAAAUUGUUUCAAUGAAAAUAACCCCUGUAUUGCACAGGUAUCAGCUGCUGAAGAGUGAUCAGAGCCAACAUUUCAAAAACUAUUUUUGAUUCUCUUGAUGGUCACAGCCUUUGUCGUAAAAUAUAUAGAUUAUUAAAGUUUUAUUUGUUGCACCAAAGGUCACUUUUUAUUGCCCUUUAGGAAUCUGAUUACCCAGUUGUGAUGGUUGCCAUGUUUGUUGAGUUUGCCACACCAUUCAUUAGAGAGUUCUUUGAGCGUGUUGCAUCUCUGAGCUAUCCCAAGGAUAAAAUGGAUGUUUAUAUCCAUAAUGCAGUAAGUUUUUUUGUUUCAGUUCUCCAAUAAAUACAGUGAAGUGUACAAAGUAAAUACUUGUUUUAUAAAAUAAAAUGUAAAAAGUAUUUGUGGCCAAGUGAAAUAUAUCAUUUCCAGAAAGAUUUUAAAUCAGGGAACAACCGGUUAGACAUUUUCACCGUUAACCAAAGCCGGGUUUUUUAAGACUACUAUUUGCCAAAUGCAAGUAGGAAUCCGAGUACUAUUAGUCCAUUAUUCAUAAUGAAACUUACCGUAUAUUACCGUGUAUAACUUGUUCCACGCAUAAUUCCAUGUAUAAUUCUAUGUAUAAUGCAAUAUGUUGAUCUAAUAAUAAUUUAAUACAAAUUAACUUAUUUUAUUAACUUUAAUUAAAUAAAUAUUUAUUUUAAAAUAAAAAUGUCAAAAUCCAUUACAUUAUUAUAUUUAAAAUGAUCUGCGGCCAUAAUGAUACAACUUUGCUAAUAUCCCUUCAAAGGGGUGCUACUAACAUUACUGGUGUUAAGCACAGAUACUAUGCUUGCUCGAGUGCGGAAUGGUUGCUUUGGCACUAGUAGGCUUAUGAUAAUAAAAGUUAUCAUUUAACGAUAAUGGAGAAUUUCUUAAACGCACGUAUAAUGAGAACCCCUACUUUUAACAUUUAUAUCCAUGUAGAGCAUAGAGUGAAAAAAACCACAAACAAACUUCCAUCCACAUGAAGUUACUGUGAAAAAUAAUGGUUUACGUAUAAGAUGAACUAAAUAACUUUGAAAUUUUGGAUGAUAUUGACUUUACUUUGUUAAUUUAAAUACAGAAAUUUGUAUUACUAAUACUUCAGCUAGCAUAAUUAACUGAUUAAGUAUCUAUAAUAUAUAUAAAUUGCUAUCAAUGUCAUCAUCUGAUUCAAUUUUUAGAUUAAAAUUAUUAUUGAUCUGUGCAAAAAAAAUAACCCAAAAACCCCUCAAAUUUGACAAAAAUUAAAAAGUUGUUAUUUAUCCAUUUGGGAAGGAUGUAAACAUAUCAGAAUGCUUGCUCAGCUAAUGUUUUAUAGUGUGGAUAUAUAAAGUUUUAAGUAGCUGAUGUUUUUUGUUUCUUUCUGGGUUUUGGUGGGAAAUGAACUUAAAUCCACCCAUUUUAAUAUGCAAAUUUAUUGAAUAUCUCUAAAACUUUAAUUUUUAACUAAAUAUUCCGAUCCACCUCAGAAGUAAUAGCAGUUUAGACGAAGGCAACUAUUUGAAGAAGAAAAAAACAGAUUCGGCGAGGGCGAAUAUACUAGACGAUUUCCGGUUGUUCCCUAUUUCAAAUUAAUAUUCAUAAUUGUCUUUUAAUGUUUUUAGAAUACAAUAAAAUAAUUUGUUCUCUGUUUUGAAUGAAACAAUGGGAAAUAAAACUUAUCUCUGAUUUAGGUGGCGUAUCAUGAUAAGGAUGUAGCUACCUUUUUAGAGAACACUAAAGGAAAGUACAGAAGUGUUCGAGUUAUUUCCCCUACUGAUAAUGUUGGGGAGGCAGUGGCCAGAAACUGGGCUAUGUAAGUAGUUUAGAUUUUUUUAUCACAUUUAUACAUUUUAUCCCUUUUUUCCAAGGAAAGGAAGGCUGAAGUGAUUUUUGACUAAAUACAUUUUAUUGCCAUUCAACACAAAUUGUAAAAGAAAAAAAUGUGGUGUCCCUUAUGUCAUAGCUUUUUGUUAAGUCUUAAUUGCAAAAAACAUUUUUGAAUAGACGAAAAAGCUUUCAAAGCAGCUGAAGAAAUUGAUAUUUUGUUGUUUAUUUGUGCAAGUUCAGAAUUGUGAGGUACUGAGCCUUUCCCAUUCACAAAUUUUGCAAAAAGUAUAUCUGGCAAAAAUGAACAUUUCAGAAUGUCAAAAGGCUGCAGUUUCUGUAUCAUUAUACUGCUCCUUCCAUUUCUGAUCUAGUUCUGCCAUUGUUAACCUAUGUAGAGUAUCUUUUAGUUGCUACAUUUGUGAUGGGUUUUUUUAUUGAAUGUUACUGUUUUUGCUUAUCAGGGAUGAAUGCACCAAGAAGAUCUGCCAGUACCUGUUGAGUGUUGACUCCAUUGUUCAGAUUACCAAUCCAGAUAUGCUGUUGGACCUCAUGGAGCAAAACAGGUUGGGGCCUUAAACCUUAACCUCACAUCCCAAUUUUAAGCAUAUGCCUCUAGUGCCCAAUAUACAUUACAAUUUUUCAAGGCAAAAUUUGUUAUUUGUUACAAAAUUUUUUGAAAGAACAUAUUAUAUAUAUAGUCAGUGCCAUGGUACUUUAGUGAACUGUGAGGCCUGACCUGAUAGGUACAACUAAAAUUUAAAAAAAUUAUUUUUACAUUUGUGCAGUUUUAUUGUGAUGCCCAGAUGUUAUAUAAAUUGAUGAAAAUUUAUUUAUUAAAGAUCUUUCCAUGUUAGAAAAUAUUGAAUUCUUUAAUCUGGUCAAGUUUUUUUCUAUUUAAAAAAUAUAUAUUAUUUUGCUAUUAUUCAGGUCGAUAAUAGCUCCCCUCUUAAAGAGACCAGGAAAAUUAUGGUCCAAUUUCUGGGGUGCACUAAACAAAGACAACUUCUAUGCCAGAUCGGAGGAUUACAUGGACAUCAUCAACUAUAGUAGAGUGUAAGUUGUAGGGGGACGCCUAAUAAUAUCUUAUUUACUUUUUUUUUUAACCCAUAACUGUCGGGUGCAUUUUUCUGUAGUUUCAAGCCAUUUUUAGCAUUUUCAUAAGGUUGUCAGAAAUGAAAAAAAUCCCAUUCUAAAUGAAUUCAGAGACCCUUACAAGUUUACAUUUUCUGAUAGUGCAUUGAACAAAUAUCUUAUGGUAUGAAAAAAAUGUGUUUUUACAUUAUGUAUGUUGAUAUUGACCUUUACAGAGAGAGUAAAAUUUUAAUGCUCUACUUCUGAAUUUAACCCAACCUCGUAGUCCAUAAAUUAUUCCUAGGAAUAAAGUUAAAAAAAUUGACCCCCCAAAAAUAUAUGAUAGCAUUGUUUUUUUUUAACCAAUAAAAUAUUUAUACUUUUCUAAUAGAAAAAUCCAUGUUUGUUAUUGAUGUUUUAUAUUUGUUUAUGAUCUAUUUCUAUUGUAAGUGUGCAUUUUGGAAAAGUAGCCUUAGUAAGAUGAAUAUAGUUAAUCAGUUUUAAAUCCUUUAUACUAAAUUUGCUUUUUUUCAUGGGUGGCUGGCAAAAUCUUCAGAUGGCUUAUUGACCCACUUCCUGUCAACCUAUCGAGCUGAAACUUGUCACAAAGACUUGUUGCCAAUGACAAUACAUUAUUUCAGAUUUUUAGCUCCAACCCCAACCUCCAAAAAUCAAUUUCUCAUGUUUUUUAAGGGAAACAUGAAGGAAAAUUCCUGAUAACUGCCUUAAAUAAGAUUCAUUUAAAAAAAAUCGCAUUUGUGUUUGGUGCGUUAUAUUUCCUUUUGUUUUGAUAUAGUUCAGGGGCGUGGAAAAAUGUGCUUUUGCAAAGGGGGGGGGGGGGGGGGCACUAAUUGGAAUGCUUAUGGAGUGAUAUACUUGUAUGCCUGUUGGUCAAAUUUUUAUCCCUACCCCCAUUGCUCGAUAUAACAUUUUUUAGAGGAUUUAUACAAAAACCUAUGCAUUUAGGGGUUGUUUAAUUUGUAAUCAUAAAGUUAAAUUUCCUUAAUCUUUUUUAAAGAGGUCUAUGGAAUGUUCCCCAUGUAACCAAUCUUGUGUUGAUCCAUGGGCACCGUCUGCCUGCACUGAAAGAUGGUUACACCUACAGCAAAGACUUUGACCCAGACAUGGCAUUCUGCCAGAAAGCCAGAAGUGAGGUAAGUUCUGGGCUGAAUCCGUAUCCAAAUUUUAUAGGAUUAAGAAACAAAUAAAAAAAGCUGCCUCAUAUUGCAUACGGUGGUAGUUUUAGUGUGAUAGAAUUUUGUAUGAAAUAGGAAUAUUAAAAUAUAGAAGAAGGAGAAGAGCAUAAUAUGAAAUUUCAAAGCUUAAGUUUAACAGAUCAUUUUAAGUUUUUCUGAGAAGGUUGAUAAAAUAGAACUUAAAAUUAAUUUGUAUAAGAGCUAAUUUUUUUUUUUUUUUUAAAUUCAAUUUUUAUGCAAGCAAAUUUUAGUACUUGUUUAAUUUUCCUUGGGUUUUGCAGACCAUAUUCAUCUACUUAACCAAUCGAAACAACUGGGGACAUCUAAUUUACCCUGAUGAGUUUGAUACCAGCCAUUUACACAAUGAACUCUUUGAGAUAUUCAGCAACAGAUUGGUAAGAUUACCUACAAGUCUUGUAGUGCCUGAUUAGCACUGUUAUCUUAGUCUUUUUAAAUAUUAUUUUAUUAUUUACAAGUUUUAAAAAAAGUUGCAUGUCUUCCUUGACCAAUGCCCCUAAGAUAGAUGUUAGAAUACAUUCGGUUGAGAAUUCAUGUUCCAGUUUCUUUUAAUCUUUAUUUACCUGCAGGACUGGGAGAACAGAUAUAUUCACAAAAAUUAUUCAAAGGCACUGGAGGAAAAUGCUGUCAUUGAAAUGGUAAGCAUGUAAUAUUAUUUGGCUUGCCCUUUUUUAUUUCCUAAUUUUAAAAAAAUUCUAUUAAGUAAAUUUUCAAAAAGUUCUGGAAUCCUUGCUUUCAUCUACACUACUACCGUGAUCAUAUAUUUAUUUGUGCCUUAUGAUAAUAUUGUAAUACUUGUAUUUUGGAAACUAAAUGUAUUUUUCAUUGUUUCUCUAAAAAGCCAUAUUUUUAAAUCCAUGAUCCAAUGUAGGAUAGUUUUUACAUUUCUGCUCAUUAUGGGCAAACUUGAUCUUUUCCAGAGUAUUGUUCCAUAGAAUAUUAUUGUAUAAAUAAAACAAUUCAUAACAAAAAUAUAAUGCAACUAAAUGUUUGAGAUGCUAUUUCAAAAUACUAAACAAAAAAGGAAAACACUGAUUUGUUCAAUUAAUUUUUGUGUACAUCACUCAUGACUGAAAUGUUAUCAAAACAUUUUCUAAUGUUACAGCCAUGCCCUGAUGUUUACUGGUUCCCCAUUGUUACUGAAACUUUUUGUGAUGAGUUCGUGGCAGAAUUUGAAAACUUUGGCAAAUGGUCCAGUGGGAAAAAUGAAGUAAAUAUGAAUUUACAUACAAAUAUGUUUAUAAAUCCCAAACACCUUACAAAUGCUCUUCUGUAUUGCCUGGAAGGCAUUGAAUAAUAAAAUAUAUAAUUUAUCUAUCAUUUUUUGCAAUAAAAAAAAAAACUAACAUUCUUAAUGGUAUUGUUCAUAUUUAAAUUGUCAACAUUUUUACAAGUAAAGAUAAUAAUUUUUUUUCACGCAGGAUCCCAGGCUUGCAGGUGGCUAUGAAAAUGUCCCCACUGUUGACAUUCACAUGAACCAGAAUGGGUUUGAGAGGCACUGGCUUCACUUCCUGCGGGAGUAUAUCCGUCCCCUCCAGGAGAAAGUAUUUACUGGAUACUUCCAUGACGUAAGUUGUCAGUAAAUAAAUACAUUUUAUAAAGGUCUGUACAGUAAAAAAAAAAAAAAAAAGUGUAACUUUAUUAAAUUUUUUUCUUCAAAUGAUAUUCCUUGAAUUUUUAUAUUUGAAUGGCUCAAUGACUUGGAUCUUGAGGGUAGCUGGGAGUAUAUCCCUCCCCCCCAGGAGAAAGUAUUUACUGGAUACUUCCAUAACGUAAGUUGUCAGAAAAAAAAAACAUUUUUUAAAGGUCUUUACAGUAAAAAAAAAAAAAAAAAAAAGUGUAACUUUAUUAAAUUUUUUUCUUCAAAUGAUAUUCCUUGAAUUUUUAUAUUUGAAUGGCUCAAUGACUUGGAUCUUGAGGGUAGCUUGUUUUAAAAUAUAUAUCAAUGAAAUUUCAAAUAAAAUAAUUCAUUCCAAAAGUUUUCCACUAUCUAUAAAAAGUUAUUUUUAAAGUACCUUUUAGCAUUUUUUUGGCAAUCAUAUAUUUAUUUAUAAAAAUUGUAAACUGCAUCAGUGUAUUUUAAAAAAUAAAUCUAAGAUGUAGCUUUAUCUCAUCAUGCCCGGUCCGGGGGGGUCUUACCCGACCCAUUUGAACAUAAGGGACCCAGUUUGCGUGGGGUCCCCCGAGUAAGGUCAAACAUGUGGCCAUAGAAUUAUUCUGUGGGAUGGCCCUCUGUCUCUGUUCUGCACUAACGGUUACGUAGGUGGCUCCAAUCCCGAGGACAUGAAUCUUUUGUUAGUCAUCGUUCAAGAGUGAGAGCUCUACAAUGUAUUUUGCUAUUCUCUACCAUUAAAAAAAAAGUAUCUAAAACAAUAAUUUAUGCAUAGCCUCUUUUGUUUCUACUUCGCUCAAGCAAAGGCCCCUUAAAAACUCUUGGACUCCCAGGCGCCCAAGGCUUUAGUUUCACACUAGAUUUACUUUGAAGCAAUGACCAUCUCAUUUGUUUUUAUUCACAGCCCCCUCAUGCCAUCAUGAACUUCAUUGUUAGGUACAGACCAGAUGAGCAGCCGCUGUUGAGACCCCAUCAUGAUGCCUCCACCUACACAAUCAACAUUGCUCUCAACAGGCCGGGAGUUGAUUUUGAGGUUAGUUUUUUAUUUUAUUUAAUCCUUGGGAUCAGUGUGUCUUGUGUACAUGUUCAUGUGUGUUGGUUUUAUCUGUGGCCAAGGCCUGGUGUUAAUGUCAGGAUAACUGAAGACAUCUGGUACUGGGUGUAGCACUCACAAUUUAAUAAUUUAAUCUUAUAGGAAAUACAAGGAUCAUUGAUUAUUCACAGAUUUUCCGGAAAUAAACUUUUAUUUAUUUAUUUUUUUUUUUUGAAAAUAAUAUAAUCCGAGAUGACAUCAUAGUGUAGCAUUUCAUUCAUUUAACAGACCAGAGAGAAAUCAUCUUUUAACUUGUCAAUUGAUCUUAACUCAUUCCCGAUGACAUUGCUGCUUCCGUACUUAAUUUGUUCCUGAGGAAGGGAUGUAACUCAGUUUUGCAAUUGAUUUACAUUUGUAAAUUAUUUUUUUAAGCUACUAAAUAUUAACUAAUAUUAAUGAAUUAAGGAUAAAGGCAUCCAGAAAUGAAUAAGGUUUGAUGAAAAAAAUAACAUUAACAAUGAAAAAAUAACAAACAAUAACCCAAAAAAUUGAUUUUUGGCACCUCAUAUGAACACAUGCUAGAUAUAUGACACAUUAAGUCGCAACAGUUGGGAAUGAGUUAAGGGAAUGAGUUAACUGGAUAUAGUCAGUUUGUACUGCAAACAGACUCAUUCAUUACAAAACAAUGCUUGAAAAUUCACAAGUACCCGCGGAGAUAAUAAAAAUAAUUAUUUAUAAAAUAUAUGUUGCAAAGGAUGAUAUAUUAUAUAUGUCUUGAUUUCAGAAUCAGAAAUUAUUUAAUAGUGUUCACAAAUAUUCUUUGGAUAAUAACCUUACAAAUUAUUAUUUGUUGUUUCUUGUUUUGUCUUGUCUGCUGAAGAAGGCAUCUUGCCGAAACUUCCUUUUAAUUGUCCUGUCUUUUUUUUCUUCCAGCCUAAACGUAAUCUUGUUCCACUGUUUAUCUAAGUGAAUUACCAUAUUGCUCUAUUUUAUGUUCCUAACGCCCUAAAUUGUCUUCAGGGAGGAGGCUGUCGUUUUGUUAGAUACAACUGCAGCAUAACCUCGCCAAGAAAAGGCUGGAUGUUCAUGCACCCUGGACGUUUGACUCACUACCACGAGGGGCUGAGGACCACAAAAGGCACUAGAUACAUCAUGAUUUCUUUUGUUGACCCUUAAAGGCACUGCAGUGCAAUAUUUUAAAGGGUGACUGUAUUGAUUGAAAAUGUUUUAAACAAAAUAUUUUUUUAAACAUCAAAACCAUUUUUAUAUAUCUUUACUUCUUAAUAAGCACUCAUUUGAGUUCUUUCUUGUUCCAGAAUUAUCAAAGUAAAAUUUUAUUUAAAUUUACAGGUGACGUAAUCAAAUUUGAUUCAAAGAUAUAUUUAUUUUUUUAUGGCAGUUUACAAUUUUUGCUACAUUUUCCAAACGAAAGAUUUAGAUGAAAUGCUGAAUAGAUUGUAAUAUCAUGAUAUAGUUUUAUAUUGCUCUUUAGUGUCCCAGGUCUGACAGAUUGCAUGUAUGUGGUUGUUCUUAUACCAUCACAUAAUUUAUCACCAUUUCUACUCCCCUUACCAUUUUGUGACAGUUUGUCCUCAUACCCUCCCAGUUCUGUGAUGUGUUGCUGCCCCAGGCCGUGCUGCACAUUUGAUUCAAUUGAACUUGUUUCAUUGGUAGGCUGGAUAAUAUAAUGUAAGAUGGAUACAAGGAAUUAGUUGUUGUGUAUGAAUUUAGUAGAUCACAUCAAAGUUGAAAAGAGCCCUUAAAAAUAAUCCUUGUUUGACAUAUCAGUAUUUUUGUAAUCACAACCAAUCUCUAUUGAACCGUAUUCCCUGUAAUUGCUGUUACACAUUGAAUAUAAAAACGUAUCAAACUUAAAAUGUGAAUUUACUUUUAAAAAACAAAAACACCUUCGUUUGUUGUUUUUACUACAAAAACAAUGCUACUUAUGUUAGCUGUGCAAACGACCACCACUCUUUUUAUGCAGCUUUUAGUUUAUUCUAGUCAUUGAUGUCUCUUAUAAGGUGUGUAUGAGUGUGUAUUCUAAUUCUUGCUAUGAUUUUAUUCUUUGAGAGCAUUCUUUUAAGGCUGAAUGAUUUGAAAGAAAAUAUAUUGUUCCAUUUAAUGUUACAUUUAAGGCUACUCGCUUAUUCAUAUUCAAUCUUUACACUAAAAUACUGUUUAAAUAGAUAUUGAUUUCAAAUUUCAUAUCUCUCAAUGUAUUUCCUUCUAUGGUUAAUCAAACCUUUUCAGGUGAGAAAAAAUAACUUUUUGCUAUUAGAAAAUUCAUCUUGCUCUCAUAGGUCUAUAAAACAUGUCGAACAUUUAAAAAAAAAUUUUUUAUUUAAAAUUUUUUUUUAUUAAGAUCAAAUGCAUUUUAUAUGUGACAUAAGUUGUAUCCUCUUUUAUUAUUUAGAGGCAUUUACAAAUUAGCCACUUUUAACUCUCUAACGUUAAUCUAAUCAUAGUGCUUCAUUGGACUCUUGUUCUUGGGUCAGGCUGAUUUGGGAAUUUGUACUUUAUCUCUUUAAUGAUAAAAAUCAUAAUUUAAAAAAAAAUUUUUUUUUAAAAUUAAAUGAAGUGUUGAGUGAAUGUUUAAUGAAACUGAUAACGGAGAUUUUUCCAUGGCAAUAAACCUGAUGCAACCUAUAGCAUAGACCCCUUUCUAACUGAUGAAUUUCCUCUCCCAAGGUGACCUAAACCGCAUAGGAUCAGCACAGCGAAAAUUAACCUAAAAAUGGCAUGAAUAGCUAAUGGCAAUAGAGUUUCACUGAAACUUUCUGCUAACUUCAUUGAUGUUAUCAUAUCUAUUCCGCCUGUACCCCGUGGGCUGGACCUAUUCUCACUUCUCGCAUAUUGUCUUGUGUUUGGCAUUGUUUCUUUAAAAAAAUUUUUUAUUAUAAAACUCCUAUAGGUACACUAAUUAACAUAAAGUGCAUCAUAGUAUGGGCGUCUCUGAUUUCUUCCGGGUACUUUGAAAUCAUAGCUUAUAACUGAUUUCCAUUCUUUGUUACACCACAUGGUGGAUUUAAACCCUACAUCCCUCAUUGAAAGGCUAUCCUUGUAUCAAUGGUUACAAGUAGGGGACCAUUGUGUGAUAACAUUUUUUUUAUUUAAAAGAGCAGUUAGGUCAUUUACUGUUAUAGUUUCUAAUUUUGGACUCUGAGGUCAGCCCAAGCUUUGCUUUUUUUGAUGUCAACUGAUGUUACCCUCUUUGCUACUAGUUAAGUUUAUAGCGACACAUUAGCCAUCCAAUUAUUUUAUUUUAUGUGACUGGACUAUAUUAAUGUGCCACCCUCUUUAACACCGCAACACAAAAUUUAAAUUGCAACUGUUUCCAUAAAAUGAAAGAAUGAAUUAGGCACCAAACACACUUGCUGCAUUUUUAAGCAUCUCAUUUCUCGCUGUUUUCAAGGCAACUUAUUUUGCGCCUUACUGAACUCUUGAGUACACCAUAAUUUCUUUCUUACCUAAAGGAUUAUAUGUACCGGGCAUUGAUAAGAAUUCUUAAAUUGUGCUAAAACUUGGUAUGCACAGCAUCAAAGAUUUCUCUGUUGUAGCACCCAAAUCCUAGUCAAACAGAUUGUUGGAAGGGCAGUUAAGAUGAUAAUUUGUAAUAUUAUUAGAGGAGUAUGUGAAAAAUCUGUUAAUGAAAUAAUUACAUUCUCAAUUCAACUUGACUACAGUACCGUAUCUAUUUGAGAUACCCCGUAUUCAUAUUCAGCUUACCAUGAUCAAAACAAAUUUAUCGCACUAAAGCUCUUCAAUAACAUUUUAUGUGAAUUAAUCUAAUACCGUAUUUUUUUUACACCUGUCUUCUAUGACUUUGAUUUAUUUAUAUAUAUCUUAUACCAAAAAUAUUUCUAUAUUUUAUUGUUUCUUGAGUUUUAAUUUAAGGAAUCUGCAUAUAGUGAGAUAAGGAUGUUAGCUGAGUUGUACAUAUUUGAAAUAAUUAAUUUUUUUUUAAGGCUUCUGUAAGAAGGUAAUAAUCUCAUAAGUGAAUUUACGUCUGGGAAGCUGAUAAAGGUUUAUUAAAGUGAUAAACUGGCACAAAAUUUCUGAUUUAAAAAAAAAAAAAGAUUAAAAUUAUAAGAACUGGUGUGUCCCUGCACAUAGUUUUGAGAAUCACUGUUUCAGGUUACAUUUUCUUUAGCUGUCAGAUGAUUCUCAGGGAAUUCAUUUCUGUACUCGCCUGUAGUAGAGAAAGGUAUUCCUUCAAAGCACUCAUCAUUGGCUUUAUUUUUGUGGUGAUUUUACAAGUGUAAUGUACAUUAAACAAUAUGUCAAUGUGUGUUACAGACUAAACAUUGGUGCUAGAGGGUUUUAUCCCUCAAAUAUUUAACAUUGUAUACAACUGCAUGUUGUGUGUUUAUUACUUUUCAAAGAAUAAAUUGAAAUCUUUUAUCAAACCACCCAAAAAAAUUUUUUUUUUAAAUGUUUGUUUUCAAUGUUUUUUUUUUUGUUUUUUUAAAUGCUGUUUUUAUAAAAGCUGUGUAGAUGUAAGUUGUUAAGUUUGAGAGGGAGAUGUAAAAAAAAAAAAAAAAAAAGGGUAAAAGUGGCCCAUUUAUACCACACAGUAGCCGGGUUCUCCAUAAAAUAAAACCACUGGAUUCAUCUCCCUUUGCUCCCUGUCAGUUACACCAUAGCUCUUGACUGGAAUGAAUGUCAUUUGAUGAGCAAUCACUUGUGCUAGGGUUUUUUUGUAACUCUUCCUUUUCAUACGGAAUCUCCUUCAAUAACUACAGAGUUUUAUGACGGAUUGAAGUACUACCAUUGGAAAACAAAUAUUCCUUGAUUUACCUGUCGGCGUUUAAAGAAAAUCUCUGUACAUUUAGACUAGGGCUGGUGAUUUAAUAGUUUAUACUUUUCUCUAUUGAAAAUAAAAAGUUGUAUAAAAUAUUUCUUGGCUUGGUAAAAAAAAUUAUGAACUGUUUGAUUACCA